UACAGUUUCGGUGGCGCGGCGCGGCGCUCCCGGGGGCGGUGUUCUGGGCGCCCGGUGCGGGUGCUCGCGGCGCCUGGAGCCGCAGGCGGCGCGGCAGACGUCUGCGGCCCGCGGCGCCGGCCGGCACGCCUCUGUGACAGCCCGGUGACGGCUCGGCGCCGCUCGGCUCGCCGCUCGGGUACGCCGACUGCAGGUGAAGGACGUGCACGGCCGCGGCCAUGGUCGGCGUGCGCCGCCGCCCGCCGCGACUGUCAGUGCAGCCGUCGCGCGACCAGGAGCGCUUCCGAGUGGCGGCCUCGCUGGCACGCGCCGGCCGCAUCGCGCUCACACUCUCCACCGACUGCGACUACAACCAGCGCAUCGGCUCCAGUCAGCAGCAGUCCUCGCCGUCACAGAUCAUCACCACCAUGACGACGACCCGGCGCCGAUCAUCGGCGGGCGAUGCGAUCGGAGUCGCCCCCGGCUUCGCCACAUACCCGCGGCGGGCAUCGCGAGUUAUAGCUAACGUUCUUUCUCACAAGAUGGCAGACGUGACGACUCCUCUCCCUGGGUGGCCAAACAACAAGGAUGAAUACGAACUGGGACAAGUUAUUGGCGUCGGUGCAACUGCGGCGGUGCACGAGGCUUUAUGCAUACCGAGACAAGAGAAAUGUGCAAUAAAACGAAUCAACCUGGAAAAAUGGAACACAAGUAUGGACGAACUUUUGAAAGAGAUCACUGCCAUGUCAUCUUGUCACCAUGACAAUGUCGUCACAUACUUCACCAGCUUCGUCGUCAAGGAGGAGCUGUGGUUGGUGCUGAAACUUCUCAAUGGCGGGUCGCUUCUAGAUGUCAUCAAGCACCGCAUGAAGACGCAGGACUGCAAGCACGGCGUGCUCAACGAGGCCACCAUCGCCACGGUGAUGAGGGAAGUGCUCAAGGGUCUGGAGUACUUCCACAGCAACGGACAGAUCCACAGAGACAUCAAGGCGGGUAAUAUUCUGAUCGGCGAGGACGGCAGCAUCCAGAUCGCCGACUUCGGCGUCAGCUCGUGGUUGGCCACCGGCGGCGACCUCAGUCGCGAGAAGGCGCGUCACACGUUCGUCGGAACGCCCUGCUGGAUGGCGCCAGAGGUCAUGGAACAGGUGACAGGUUAUGACUUCAAGGCGGACAUCUGGUCGUUUGGCAUCACGGUGAUUGAGCUGGUAACCGGCACGGCGCCCUACCACAAGUACCCGCCCAUGAAGGUGCUCAUGCUGACACUGCAGAACGACCCUCCUACCAUCGACUCGGCCGCCGAGGACAAGGACCAGUACAAGGGAUACGGCAAGACGAUCCGUAAGCUGGUCAGCGACUGCCUGCAAAAAGACCCGGCGAAACGUCCGACUGCUGCUGAGCUCCUGAAACACCCCUUCUUCAAGAAAGCCAAAGACAAGAAGUUCAUUCAGCAGAUGUUCAAUCAGUCUGGUCCCAAGCCCUCGGCACCAUCCGGCAGGGUGCAGCGAGCGCCGGGCUCCUCGGGCCGGUUCCACAAGACCGAGGAGGGCAACUGGGUCUGGUCCUCCGGAGAGUCGAGCGAAUCAGACGACGAAGUCCCGACUUCCAGGCCGGCUGAGCCGCAGGCGGACGGCGCCAGCUCCACUCAGUCGGCGCCGGCCGCCGCCCCGGCCCCGGCACCGGCGCCGGCUCCCCCAGCCGCUGCGGCCACUGCCCCCGCUGCCCCCGCCGCGGCCGCCCCAGCGACUGGUGCGGCCCCGCAGCCGGCGGCGGGCACCGGGACCCGAAACUGCAUCGACCUAGUGCUCAGGAUGAGGAACCAGCAGCGGGAGCUGAACGACAUCCGUUUCGAGUACGAGUACGGUCUGGACACGGCCGACAGCGUGGCCCAGGAGCUGGUGGCCGCCGGACUGGUGGACGGCAGGGACCGGAUCGUCAUCGCCGCCAAGCUGCAGUCGAUCGUGGACGACCCGCAGCGCGUCACCACGCUUACCUUCCCGCUGACGGCCGGUUUCUGCGAGCCCCACGAGCGCGACGAGUCGGCCCUGAUGGGCUACGGCCAGCUGACCAUCGACUCGCCACCGUCCACACGCUGAUAGCGCCACCUGCCGCGCACGGCUCACCCGCAACUUGCCAGCCCUUGUGAUAGGUGGCGCUCGCACGCUGCGCAGGCACUAGACCUAAUUGUCAUGUAAACCGUACUAGGAGACGUGAGUUUAAUGUUGUUUUGUUUGAUUUUGAAAAUUUGUUUCUUUGUGUGGUGAUGCUAGCUCGUCGUCUCGCGCCAGGCGUGCCUCCGGCGGAAAUCACUCGCCGGUGGUACUGCAGCGGUCGUGGUUCGAGGGCGGCACGUUGUUAGGGUGGCUGUCCCGAGGAGUAGGUGGUACUUGAAUCAUCAGGUCCCGUCUGGCGCCGCUAGGUGCCGUGCUGAGUGUCAUAUUGGGUGCUCCUCCCGCAUACGUAUCAAACUGAAAGGCCGUCGGGUUGGCGGCGGAGGGACGGACGGAUGUGUAGUGGUCGUCGCCAGUCCGCUCAGAGUGGCCGGGAGCCAAGGAGAUAUUUUAGGAGCUGUGCUCAGAACUCGAAUCGGAGGUAGAUCAUGAUGCAACCGUGUGUAUGAUUCAGCGUUGUUUUCUGUGCCGGGUGUCAAGCGUUACUCCGACAUUCUUCCGAAUUGCGUGCAGUUAAUCGAAUUACGUUUCUCCGGCUGGAGUGCCAGUGAAGACUUCCGUAUAAGUACUAAUGCCAGGCUUGUGUCCAGUGUUUCUGGUGUCUUUUUAACCAGCCGCUCGGUAAGGUAACUGUUCGUUUCUGCACUGACUGCGGACGCUUCUCUAUUCCGUCGAGUGCGCUCUGCUGCCAGUUGGGAGGUUCGGUCUCUGGUGUGCGGAGCGGGGCAUUCAGCGAUCCCAUCGGGACCUUUGCGCUGUAUAGUGGCUCGCGAGGUCGGCGACGUCAUUUUCCCUGGUACAGCGGCGCGUUGAUAUGAUUUGCCAGUUCUUGUCGGCUGUCCCAUCGAAAUAGAUUGACGCAUUGAAC
Molecule: messenger RNA, 3015 nt
Organism: Amphibalanus amphitrite
Lineage: Eukaryota; Metazoa; Arthropoda; Thecostraca; Balanomorpha; Balanidae
Product: serine/threonine-protein kinase OSR1-like
Exons: 13
Coding region: 219-2072 (617 amino acids)
Biological process (GO): protein phosphorylation
Molecular function (GO): protein serine/threonine kinase activity; ATP binding
Source: RefSeq, a predicted model, not a curated record